GAUUCCACCCAACAAACCAGCAAUACCAAAUACAAUACAUUCUUCUCUAUCUAUAGUUCCUCCAUGGAUAUAGAAGAGAUGGAAGGAAAUAAUCAAGUGGAGGAACAUCAUGUCGACACUUCUCGUCCUUUUAGCUCUGUUAAAGAAGCUGUUGCCAUAUUUGGCCAACGGAUUAUGCUACCGGUACAAACUCAUACCAUGAACUCUAAAUCGGCAAGUCCUAUUGCUGCUAGUCGUAGCAUCAACCAGAACGCUAAACCAAGAAGCCCUGGACUCAGCCAGACCGUUAAAUUGGUAAUUCCUACUGCUAGUCCUAGCAUCAGCCAGACUGCUAAAUUGGUAAGUCCUAUUGCUAGUCCUAGCAUAAGCCAGACCGCUUCUUCAUCUUCUUCUCCAUGGAAGCAACGCUCCUUGUUGCCCCCUUCUCCUCAAGGUCCAAAAGAAGAGAUCAUGGAUGUGUUGAAGAAGCUUGAAGCCGAGAUAACGGAAACAAAGACAGAGGUGAAGAUGUUGAAGGAGAGAGAAUCAGAGACAGAGGUUGCUUUGGCUACUUUAAACGCAGAGCUACAUAAGAACAAGUCAAAGAUAGCGAAAGCCGAAGCUGAUGCUGCAGGGAAGAGCGCGGCAGCCAUGACGAAAUCAGUUAGCUUCAAGGACACAAAAGAGAAGGAAAAUGGAGAGGACCAGAGGAGGAAAGAGCUGAUGAGGAAGAUGCAGAAGGAGUAUCCUUCAUUGGCUCAGAUACUUGACAGUAACAAAGGAAACAGAGAUGGGUAUUUUGCGAACACUAAGAAGACGAAGAAGAAGAAGAAACCUAUCAUUCCUCUUGUGGGAGAUUUCUUCUUCUUCAAGAAGAAAGGUUCUUCGCCUGAAAUAUCUGGACCUCUUUACACUACCUCUUCCACCCUGCACUUUUAACUGAUAUACCCAAGAUCAUGUACCCUGCAAGUGUAUAUAUAUGUAUAUGUAUGUAUGCACAUCAAUAUUCGUAAUAUCUAUGUAUGUAUGUGUUUUCGUGUGAGUGUGUUUGUGUGUGAGCGUAUUCUUUAUUUGUUUGUCUCUUUCUCUCUUUGUUUGGAUUUUGAGUCCAAACCAUCAGCGUGUGUUCCCCCUCUACUGUAACAAUUACCUGUCAACUAUCAGAUUGUGAAUAUACAAUGUUACUCUACUAUUA
Arabidopsis thaliana (thale cress) is the source of this 1174-nucleotide messenger RNA. RefSeq names its product WEB family protein. The transcript has a single exon. NCBI's taxonomy places the organism in Eukaryota, Viridiplantae, Streptophyta, Magnoliopsida, Brassicales, Brassicaceae. The record is from RefSeq and is marked reviewed. Bases 64 to 918 code for a protein of 284 amino acids.